AGGUGCGUGUCGGGUUGGGCGGCUGGGCCCCGGCGCUCGCCCCCGGGAAGGCAGCAGGGGCGGUUGAGAAGUGAAGUCUUGGCCAGAGUUUGCUUCUUGCCAGGAAAUCCGCGGCGGCGGCGGCUAGUCCUUGCGGAUCGGAGGCCGGCCCGCUCCGGGCUCCCUCGGCGGGCCGCAGCUAGCCGAGCUGCGCCGGGCGGCGGCGCCGGGAGCCGGGCGCGCCCCGGGCGGCCGCGCUCUCCCGAAAAUCGGACCUGUUUUUAGUCAAAUACAGUCUUUUAAAGGAAACCAAACCUUAAGUGGAAGUCUAACGUAUGAAGAUACGGAGGCUGCUUCGGUUGAUUCAAAAUGGGAACGACAAGUGAUGAGAUGGUGUCUGUGGACCAGACCUCUUCCUCCUCCUUCAAUCCUCUGUGUUUCGAGUGUGGCCAGCAGCACUGGACAAGAGAAAACCAUUUAUACAAUUACCAGGAUGAAGUGGACGAUGACCUGGUCUGCCACAUCUGCCUUCAGCCUCUGUUGCAGCCACUGGAUACUCCCUGUGGACACACGUUCUGCUGCAAGUGCCUCAGAAACUUCUUACAAGAGAAAGAUUUCUGUCCACUAGACCGGAAAAGACUUCACUUUAAGCUGUGUAAGAAGUCUAGUAUUCUAGUUCAUAAACUACUGGACAAAUUAUUAGUUUUAUGUCCAUUUUCUGCAGUGUGCCAAGAUGUCAUGCAACGCUGUGAUCUGGAGGCGCAUCUUAAAAACAGAUGCCCUGGAGCUUCUCAUCGGAGAGCUGCCCUAGAGAGAAGGAAAACUAGUAGAACUCAGACAGAGAUUGAGAAUGAAAAUGGAACCACUAUAGUAGAUCUCCCAGGUACUUUAUCACCCGAAACGGACUGUUCGGGGACAGGCACAGUGCCCGCCGAACGGAGCUUGACGUCCGCGUCUCUCCCCGCGUGGACAGAGGAGCCGGGCCUGGACAACCCUGCCUUUGAGGAGAGCGCUGUUGCCGACACAGCUGCACAACAGCCACUUAGUUUACCAGAAGGCGAAAUUACCACAAUUGAAAUUCACCGGUCUAAUCCUUAUAUUCAGUUAGGAAUUAGCAUUGUGGGUGGCAAUGAAACUCCACUGAUUAACAUUGUUAUCCAGGAAGUCUAUCGAGAUGGGAUAAUCGCCAGAGAUGGAAGACUCCUUGCUGGAGACCAGAUUCUUCAGGUCAACAACUAUGAUAUCAGCAACGUGUCCCAUAACUAUGCCAGAGCUGUUCUCUCCCAGCCCUGCAGCACGCUGCAUCUCACUGUGCUUCGAGAGAGACGCUUUGGCAACCGAGCAUACAGCCACUCUGAUAGAGAAGAGGUCUUCCAUGUGGCUCUUCAUAAGCGGGACUCUGGUGAACAGCUUGGCAUUAAACUCGUACGAAGGACUGAUGAGCCAGGUGUUUUUAUUCUUGACCUGUUGGAAGGGGGGCUGGCUGCACAGGACGGGAGGCUCAACAGCAACGACCGAGUACUCGCCAUCAACGGACACGACCUGAAGCAUGGGACACCCGAGCUUGCCGCGCAGAUCAUUCAGGCUAGUGGAGAGAGGGUGAAUUUAACAAUUGCUAGACCGGGGAAACCCCAGCCUGGUAACACUAUCCGAGAAGCGGGAACUCAGAGCAGCAGCAGCCAGCACCACGCACAGCCACUGUAUCACAGCAGACCCAGCUCACAUAAGGAUCUGACCCAGUGUGUUACAUGCCAGGAAAAACACAUUACUGUAAAGAAGGAGCCACACGAGUCCCUUGGAAUGACAGUAGCCGGGGGCAGAGGAAGUAAGAGUGGUGAGCUGCCCAUCUUUGUGACCAGUGUGCCACCUCAUGGCUGCCUUGCACGUGAUGGCAGAAUCAAGAGAGGUGAUAUAUUGUUGAAUAUCAAUGGCAUUGAUUUGACCAAUUUAAGUCACAGUGAGGCUGUUGCUAUGCUGAAAGCCAGCGCUGCAUCCCCCACCGUGGCCCUCAAAGCACUGGAGGUCCAGGUCGUUGAGGACGCAGCCCAGACCUCGGAGGAGCAGGCGAGCACCUUCAGUGAAAACGAGUACGACGCCAGCUGGUCCCCAUCCUGGGUCAUGUGGCUUGGGCUUCCGAGUGCCCUUCAUAGCUGCCAUGAUAUAGUUUUACGAAGAAGCUACUUGGGAAGUUGGGGCUUUAGUAUUGUUGGUGGAUAUGAAGAGAACCACACCAAUCAGCCUUUCUUCAUUAAAACCAUUGUCUUGGGAACUCCUGCUUAUUAUGAUGGAAGAUUAAAGUGUGGAGAUAUGAUCGUGGCCGUGAACGGCCUGUCAACUGUGGGCAUGAGCCAUUCCGCGUUAGUUCCCAUGUUGAAGGAGCAGAGGAACAAAGUCACUCUGACCGUUAUUUGCUGGCCUGGCAGCCUGGUGUAGAUUUUGAAAUUGGUUUUGAGUCAAACGUCUUCCUUCUGUAGGUUUUGGAAAGAAAACCCUUUAGUUUCAUUGUAUUUCUGGUUAUUAGGAGCUACUGACACAGCUGGUAUAUGCAGGGCCAAAAACCACUAAGAUUGUCCUUUUGUUAUUAUUUAAAUGUUUUUUUCCUCAAGUUAGCCACAUUUCUUUCAAGUUGGAAACAGUCUUCCACUAACCCUUGUGAGUUCGCAUUUUCGGAAUUCAGACUCACAGUGGUCAGAAUGGGACCUGUCGUGGUGGAAGCAGUCCGCCCAGACUGUGACCCAGCCACAGUGGUCAGAAUGGGACCUGUCCUGGUGGAUGCAGUCCGCCCAGACUGUGGCCCACCCAGCUGGAUUGCUGUUGGUUCUGUGUUUUCAGUGACUGAAUCAGAAAAUGUAUUCCACACGCCCCAAGACUGGCAGCAGUGAAGCCUGUAGCAGUAGCAUUUACUGCCUCUGUUGGAUGUGGUGCUGCCAUGAAUGGAUACAUUUUAAAUUUGGACGAUAACUCUUUCCCAUUCUUCAUCGGUGCCAACAUUUCGGAACUUUGUACUGCUUUUAUGAAGAGACUUUUCUGGCUUAUUUUAUUUCUGCUUUAAUCCCUCAGUGCUCAUAGAUGAUGAAGACAAAAGUCUGAUACCACUAAGGAGAUUUUAAAAAAAUAACUUACCAUUAUUAGCAUAGUAGAGAAUAAAAGAUAAUGUUACCCAGUGACAAAGGAAUUUGGGAGGUAAUUAUAGUGUAGUGCUGGAGAGGGUAAAAGCUGCAUUUACUUGAACGGUCCAAAAGCAUUAAAGGUUCAUUUCCAAAGGAAUGCUUUGUUAUGUAGGAAAAUUUCGAAGCAGUUUUUGCUAAAAAUCAUUUUCUAGAGUUUGUAUUAUACUUACCUGCAAACUUGGCUGGAAAUGUUUUUGUGAUUUAUGCAAUUAAGCUAGAUAUUAAAGAUAAAAUCAUAUUGCUAUUAAAUACACCCUUAUAUAUAUCACAGCUAAGUAGGAGAAGGUAGACCUUUUUAAUUUUAUUGUUAUAAAAGUCUGGAAUGUUUUAGAAACCCUUCUUUCCCCCUAUUCUUUCGUUACUUAUGAACUUAAGUAUUUCAAGAAAAAGUCUGAAAGUUCUUUCUUUUUUGUCUGAAAUAGAUUUUAGAUGUGUCUUAAUCAGUUCUUGGUCACUAGACUAUUUUGUAUUUUUUGAAAUGUUUUUGAAAAUUAUGACCAGCUCAUUUUGUUUGUCCUUUAUUCAACAUGGUUGUCCUUUGGAAGAACACACAAAGAAGUGAAUAAGAGAAAAAUAUCUUUACCUUAUUAAUAUUAUGCAUACUUGAAAAAGUUUCACUUAGAAAGCUAGUUCAGAAUCUGAGCUAAUUUACAAGUGACCUCUGUAAUAAAUGAUAUUGAUUAUCAGAGAAUGUAUUUCAAAAUACUAAAGUAUAUUAUGAAGCAUGACCACUUUAUUUUCAAACUUAGCAAUUGCAUUGCUGGGGUUUAUUGUAUCUGUAGCAUGUCACUGAUUAUUCCAGUUAGUUUUAUAAUGAUUUUUUUAAACAUAGCUCUUUUGAAUAAAUAAGAAAUGGCAACAAUAGUUGUUACUGACUUGUUCAACCCCUUAGCUACACUGUAUGGUCGAGAGAUAAUGAAGAUACAGUGGGACGCCCCAUACAGUAUAUUACUGUUAGGCGAUGAUUGGCUUUGGAAGCAAUUUGAUAUUGAAAUGUUUUGAUAUUCUAAUUAACAUGGAACAAGUUUUUUUCCUGCUCCCCAAAUAGAAUUUUGCAGACUACUUUGCUAUUUUUUUAAACAUUUUGUAAGAAUGCAUCAUUUCUUGACCAGUGGCCAUCCAUCAACAAAUAUCCUAAUUGCUACUUUGUUAUAUAUAAAAUGCUUAGAUUGAACCUGGUGGUAGAAUCAGUAUUUUGAAAGAAGAAAUUUUUUUCAUUAUUAUUUUUAUCAUGGAAAUCUUGAAAUCAGCUUAAACUAAUUUGGUUUUAUUACAAAAACUAUAGCUUUUGGUCAGAAUGAUAUUUGAUGAUGGAGACUUGUUCAGAUUUUAUUGUUACUGUUGGAAUAUUUUAAUUUUCUCAUUUUAAGCGUAAGUAGUUAAAUAUUUUGAUUUGUUCUGUGCCUUCGGUUUAAAUUAUUUCAGGAUUUUUCAGAGGUGUUUAAAUAACAAGUGUGACAAUCAGUCAGGGUGGAAAUAAAAGUCAUCGUUUCCAUAACA
Messenger RNA from Equus caballus (horse), 4649 nucleotides. It is a transcript of the gene LNX2, whose product is annotated as ligand of numb-protein X 2. Gene Ontology annotation, molecular function: protein binding; ubiquitin-protein transferase activity; metal ion binding. Lineage: Eukaryota; Metazoa; Chordata; Mammalia; Perissodactyla; Equidae. The record is from RefSeq and is a predicted model, not a curated record.